AUGGCUGCGGUCGACGACAAUGAGGCCCGCAAGGACCGCAUCAUCUCGCACAUGAACCGCGACCACACGCGCGAGAUGAGCAACUUCCUGCGGCACUACAACAGCCUCUCCAAGCGCCAGGCCGCCCGCCCCUCGAUGCGCGACGUCUCGCUCGACACCAUGCACAUCCGCGCCGGCGGCUUCAACCACGCCGUGUCCUUUGUCCCGCCGCUGCGCGGCUGGGACGACAUCCGGCCGCGCCUCGCCGAGAUGGACGCCGUCGCCCGCAGGGACCUGGGCGUCAGCGACAUCACCGUCGCCACAUACGUCGCCCCGCGGCCCGCUGACUGGAUCGUCUUCUGCGCCGUCACCUUUUACUUUGUGAGCGCCGCCUCGCUGCCCUGGCUCGUGCCCGGGACGACCGCCUGGAGCCUGCUGAACGGCGGCUUUCCUGGCGGCGCGCCCAUGUUCCGCUGGCUCGUCAAGGUGCUCUUCGUCCCCGUCCUGGGCAUCCACGUCACCGAGUGCUACUUGCUGGACCGCCUCCGACUCAGCCGCCACGGCGUAGAGCGUUUCACGGGCAUCUGGCUUCUGUGGGAGGUCAGCUGCUUCCUUGAGGGUCUCAUGACGUGGCGUCGCUUUGACGAGCUGGUUGCCGAGAAGCAGAAGCAAAAGGACGCCAAGAAGCAUUAG
Molecule: messenger RNA, 672 nt
Organism: Akanthomyces muscarius
Lineage: Eukaryota; Fungi; Ascomycota; Sordariomycetes; Hypocreales; Cordycipitaceae
Exons: 1
Coding region: 1-672 (223 amino acids)
Source: RefSeq, a predicted model, not a curated record